Messenger RNA from Cladophialophora yegresii CBS 114405, 1548 nucleotides. RefSeq lists its product as uncharacterized. The record is from RefSeq and is a predicted model, not a curated record. Lineage: Eukaryota; Fungi; Ascomycota; Eurotiomycetes; Chaetothyriales; Herpotrichiellaceae. The transcript is spliced from 2 exons. Bases 1 to 1548 code for a protein of 515 amino acids.
AUGCAUUUCCUUGCUUGCUCAGUAGCCCUUUCACUUUUGCUAUCGUCGGCAUUGGCCGGACCAAUUCAACGACCAGAUAAUGUAAUUCGUCAUUCAAACCAACCUCUUAAGCGUUAUGUCGUCAACGGUCUUUCAUUAUCGCCCAGAUCGCCGUGGAGGCGCCAAGCUCCAACAGACCCUGCAAAUGCGGCGGCCGCAACCGAGACGGCCUCAACACCAAACGCAUCAGUGACUCCAACUGGGAGCGGUACGGAGAAUGGAGCAGUCCCUGCCGUGGGCGUUGGAGGCACAGAUAAUCGAAGUUUACUAAGUCUGUUAACCCAGACAACCAUCGAGCCAGCGACACAAGUUGCCACACAGGCAGUGGUCCCUAUCGAGACGCAGACAGCGAGUUCUCCAGGCAACACUGCCGCUUCACAGGCAGCAAACGGAACAGACGAUAGCACCGGACAAGCCGCGGGGACGGAACCGUCUACUUCUACUUCAAACAGCACAGGGCCUGCUCAGACUGGAAGUGGCACAGAGAACGGAGCAGUCCCAGCCGUGGGUGUCGGAGGAGAUAACACCAGCUUAUUGAGCAUUCUAACCCAGACCAGCAUCCAACCAGCCACUCAGACAGCUGCAGUACCAGUGCCAGAGACAAUCGCUUCCACAGCAGAGAGCUCUCCAGCAGCGCAGACCGCCUCAGCUGAGCAGAAUGCAAACACCAUAUCCCAAGGCCCGGGCACGGGAACAGCAAUCCAGCGAAACACAGCACAAGCCGGAACACAAGGCCAGCCAGCCUCGACGACCACCGUGCAAGCUCAGGUAACCGUCCUUGCGACCUCUGUCGUCACAGCCGAAGUCACCGCCACAGCUCCAGCUUCAGCAUCGUCGUCUCCGCCUGCACCCUCUCCAGAUACGGGAGCCCAAGAACCUGACUCAACACCGGGCACCCAAUCCAUCACGGUCGUCUUCGUCACCGUAAGUCCCACCUUCGCCGGCCCGAUCGGUGGGUACUCGACCUUGACUCCCGACGCAAACGGCAGCGUUGCGCCCACUGAGGCUCAAUCGGCGCCUGCAUCCCAGUCCACGUCCACGUCCACGUCUGUAUCCCAGCAAACCCCUCCACCAACCCCCUCGACUUCCACAACACAAGUAAAUGUAAGCACCAUCCCGCUGGGACUAGCCAGCAUACCGAACACGCCCGUCACCGUCGCGUCUUCGAGCAGUCCAACCAUCCUCGCCACGGCUUCCACGUCAUCCGCCGCUGAUGGCACCGCGCCCGCAACGUCGACAGUGACACAGCCGGCUAGCCCUGCCGCCUCAACAGCGUCCACGUCGGCGACAAUCUCGAGCUCGAAUUCGGGCCCGACUCCCGACGCAUCAACCGCCUCAGCCUCGGACGGCCUCGCCGUCGUGCCCGUCACGGUGACGAACAUCCAAGCCGCGGUGACACAGACGCAGACGGUCACGGAGACGCAGACCGAGACCGCGCAGAUCACCACGACGGCGACGGCGACGGAAACGGUCACGGUGACUCAGAAGUUGUUGAUCACGGCGCGGUAG